AUGAGACAGAUGUGCUUAGUGUUAACUUGGUUGUUUCAAAUACAGUGUGCUGAAGAAGCCGCUCUCCAUACAAUUAUGGCCGAAUACGAUAAAUUAGAAGAAAUCAAAACAAUAAUACCAGCUAAAAAAUAUCGUGACAAUGUUAUACUGUUUCCUGAUGUUACCUGGGACAAUGAUAAGAUUGGAAUAGUAUCAACACUCAUAAAUACUGUUUCAAAUGCGAUAAUCACCAAUGACUGGUCAAAGAAAGAUGAUAAUUUGAGAGAUGAUAUACCUAAAAAAAUUAUUAAUAUGGUAACAAGUUGUAAAAAGGAAGAAGAGCCUAACAAGAAGAACAUUGUGAACUUCUAUACCAUUGAUAAUACAACAGAAGGGGAUCUUAAGGCAGCAACUGAGCAAUUGGAUAACGCAGUGAAACAAUCAAGUGUGCGUGAUGAUUUGAUGGAUUGCUUUAUGUUUGAAGAAUUAAGAAGAGCAACAAUCAAAAUAGGAAAAGAUUGUAAUUUGACGGCAGAUGAGAAGCAGAAGAUGUUGAUGGAUCACUUUCUGAAACUACCAUACUUCAUGUCAUUCACUAUGAAAAAUCGUCUAACUAGUGGUACGGUAUACGUAUAUGUUGUAUUUGCAAUAGGAAGCAAAUCAAUGAAGUCUGAAAUAAUCAAAAUAACGAAAGAGUUAGAAGAAGAACAAAUAAUUCAUGAUCUGGAAGAAUAUAAGGCAAAAACAUCAAAAAAGAAGACCGAAACACAAACAACGAAAACAGUUCCAAAGAAAGCAACAGAAAAAUCACCUAAGAAACAAACAGAAAAAUCAAAAGUGAUCAAAAUAGCACUCAUUGUAGUGGGGAUUAUCGUAGGAAUAGUUAUAAUAGCGACAAUAUCACUUAUAUUAGUGAGAAGAAUGAGAAAGCGUUCUAUUGAAAGAUCUGAUAAACCGUAA
Molecule: messenger RNA, 939 nt
Organism: Enterospora canceri
Lineage: Eukaryota; Fungi; Microsporidia; Enterocytozoonidae
Source: the annotation of a GenBank genome assembly